AUGACUACUCUAUUUGGUCUUUCAAAUAACACAACAGCAACCAACACAUUAGGAUCAAAUCAAAAAGAUUUGGAAGUAGUGCAACCACCAGAUGAUGCAAUAUCAUGUAUGAAAUUUUCUCCAAUAGCACUUCCACAAACAUAUUUGAUUGCAAGUUCAUGGGCAAAUGAUAUACGCUGCUGGGAAAUACAAUCCAAUGGACAAACAGUAGCGAAAGCAAUACAAAAACAUGAUGCACCCAUAUUAAGUUGUUGUUGGUCCGACGAUGGUUCAAAAGUAUUUACAGCCAGUUGUGAUAAAACAGCUAAAAUGUGGGAUUUACAAGCAAAUACAUUUGUUCAAAUAGCUGCACACGAUCAACCUAUUAGAACUAUUCAUUAUAUUCAACGACCAUCCUAUACAUGUGUGAUGACUGGAAGUUGGGAUCGAACUGUUAAAUUUUGGGAUACACGUCAAGCAACGCCAUUAAAACAAUUAACACUCAAUGAACGCGUUUAUGCUGCUGAUGUCUGUGGCCCAAUGGCUGUUAUAACAACAGCUGAUCGAGCAAUACAAGUUUAUUCACUUGAUCAAGGUCCAACUGAAUACAAAAAGAUCGAAUCAUUACUAAAAUAUCAACAUCGCUGUGUAUCAAUUUUCACAGAUAAAUCAAAAAAUCCAAAUGGAUUUGCUGUUGGUUCAAUAGAAGGUCGUGUUGCUAUAAUGUAUGUUGAUACAACAAAUCCAAGUGUGGACAAUUUUACAUUUAAAUGUCAUCGUUCAACUCCUCAACCGCCAACGAAUACCCAAGAUAUAUUUGCUGUUAAUGAUAUUGCUUUUCAUCCUGUGCAUGGUACAUUAUCUACAGUUGGUAGUGAUGGUCGAUAUAGUUUCUGGGAUAAAGAUGAUCGAACAAAAUUAAAAACAAGUGAUGUUAUCAAUGAUCAAGCAAUAACAUGUUGCACGUUUGAUAGUCGUGGACAAUUAUUUGCCUAUGCAAGUUCAUACGAUUGGCACAAAGGUCAUGAAGGCAAUGUACAAACAAAAAAGAAUGCAAUCUACUUUCGGCAAUGUUUUGAAGAAAUGAAGCCCAAACAGAAGAAAUAA
This is a messenger RNA of Rotaria socialis, 1086 nucleotides long. NCBI's taxonomy places the organism in Eukaryota, Metazoa, Rotifera, Eurotatoria, Philodinida, Philodinidae. The record is from the annotation of a GenBank genome assembly.